Molecule: messenger RNA, 4602 nt
Organism: Thalassophryne amazonica
Lineage: Eukaryota; Metazoa; Chordata; Actinopteri; Batrachoidiformes; Batrachoididae
Gene: lrp12
Product: low density lipoprotein receptor-related protein 12
Exons: 11
Coding region: 483-3068 (861 amino acids)
Cellular component (GO): plasma membrane
Molecular function (GO): protein binding; low-density lipoprotein particle receptor activity
Source: RefSeq, a predicted model, not a curated record
CCUUGUUUCAGGGGUUCUGAUUGGAAGAAGUCUUUUGACGCUGCUGCAGCCUCAGAGCGGCAGAUGGCUGACAUCAGGGGGCUUUUCGGCUGCUCCAUAGCGGUCUUUAACGGCUCUGGCUCGGCCUUCGGCAGCUCCGACUCGGUUUUUAGCAGCUCUGACUUGGCCUUUAUGUGCUUGUUUUAGGGUUAGCACAAGAGGCUAGCCACGUAGUUGUGUUAGCAUGUUGUUUAUGUUAGCCGGCUGAAGCCUAACAAGCUCUGUUGCUUUUUUAGCUUUGUUUUACGUAAUGUUUGCAAAUUAAAUUGUUAUUUUAGCUAUUAGCUCAUCUUUGAGUUAUAAGAACGCUUUGUACAUUUCUCUUUUCUUUUUUACACCGAAAUGUGGUUUUUACGGCGUGUGAGCUAACAGCUGAAGCUAAUGUUAGCAGGGAGCUGGGCUCUUUGUCAUCACACUGAGUUAGGGGUUUGGGUUAAUAUAAUAUGAUUUUCAUGUCAGUGAGGAUCUACCUGCUCCUUUUAUCAGGAUGCGUCACUGCCUCCGAGAGGGACGAUAAUGUCUAUGUGUCCGAGAUUUCUAAAGCCUGUGGUGACAUGCCGGAGCUCCUCAGGGCGUCCAGCGGUGUGGUCACCAGCCCUGGGUGGCCCUUCCAAUACCCAUCCAGAGUCAACUGUAGCUGGAACAUUAGGGCUCGGCCUGGAGACAAAAUCACCAUCAGUUUCCAAGAUUUUGACCUCCAGAGCUCCCAUCGAUGCUCCUCAGACUGGAUUUCUGUCAGCAGCUACAGAGGGCUGGAUGGACUCAGGGUCUGUGGUUCCUCCCUGCCACCCCCCUAUAUCUCUUCUCAGGACCACGUCUGGAUCCGUUUCCACUCUGAUGAAAGCCUGGCUGGAAAAGGAUUCAGACUGGCCUACAUCACUGGUAAACCAGAGGUGUCCAGCUGUGAUGUGGAUCAGUUCCACUGCUCCAAUGGAAAGUGCAUCCCAGACUGGUGGCGCUGUAACUCCAUGGAUGAGUGCGGCGAUAAUUCAGAUGAAGAGCUGUGUGUGGACUCUCCGUUCUCCUUCCAGCCCUGCAGCUUGAACCAGUUCCCCUGCCUGUCCCGCUACACCCGCAUCUACACCUGCCUGCCGCACAGUCUGCGCUGCGACGGCAGCAUUGACUGUCAGGACCUUGGCGAUGAGAUUGACUGUGACGUUCCAACUUGUGGUGAACGGUUGAGGAACUUCUACGGCUCCUUCAACUCUCCAAAUUACCCAGAUUUCUACCCUCCAGGAAGUAACUGCACCUGGUUAAUAGACACAGGAGACCACAGGAAGGUCAUCCUGCGCUUCACAGACUUCAAACUGGAUGGGACAGGUUAUGGAGACUACGUGAAGGUGUACGAUGGCUUGGAGGAGAACCCUCGGCAUCUCCUCAGAGUGCUCACUGCCUUUGACUCCAGAGCUCCGGUCGCAGUGGUUUCAUCAUCCGGCCAGCUUCGAGUUCAUUUCUACGCUGACAAAAUAAACGCAGCCAGAGGCUUCAAUGUCACAUACCAGGUGGAUGGAUUCUGUCUGCCCUGGGAGGUUCCUUGUGGAGGAAACUGGGGCUGUUACACUGAGCAGCAGCGCUGUGAUGGGUACUGGCACUGUCCAAAUGGUCGGGAUGAGAGGAACUGUUCAUCUUGUCAGGAGGAUGAGUUCCCAUGUUCCAGGAAUGGAGCUUGUUACCCGCGAUCAGACCGCUGCAACUACCAGAACCGCUGCCCCAAUGGUUCUGAUGAGAAGAACUGUUUCUUCUGUCAGCCUGGAAACUUUCACUGCAAGAAUAACCGCUGUGUGUUUGAGUCGUGGGUGUGUGAUGCUCAGGAUGACUGUGGCGACGGCAGCGAUGAAGAAAGCUGUCCAGUCAUUGUUCCCACCAGAGUCAUCACAGCCGCUGUUAUCGGGAGUCUCAUCUGUGGCCUCCUGCUGGUCAUCGCCCUUGGCUGCACCUGUAAACUCUACUCGCUUCGUAUUUUUGAGCGCAGGUCAUUUGAGACCCAGCUAUCCAGAGUGGAGGCGGAGCUACUAAGGAGGGAAGCCCCACCCUCUUAUGGUCAGCUGAUUGCUCAGGGACUCAUCCCACCAGUGGAUGAUUUCCCAGUCUGCUCUGGAAAUCAGGCCUCGGUCCUGGAAAAUCUUCGUAUCGCUGUUCGUUCCCAGCUUGGAUUCACCUCCCUACGACUCCCCUCCUCCACUCGGCAUAGCAACCUGUGGCGUCGCCUCUUGUCCUUUUCACGUUCCCAGCGGCCUGGUUCCCUAGCUCUGGUGUCUGGUGACCCAGAAGACAGCAUGGGCACAGGGAGCGCUGGGAGUCACAUUUCAGAUCCCCUUACACCAGACUCUGAUGAUACAGACACAGAAAGUGAGCGUGGAAGGGAGAGGGGUGUGGGGGCGGUGGGUGGUCCUGUUGCUUCACUCUCCCAGAAAGCCCCACCUCUUAGCGCUGUAGAGGCUAUAGUAUCUGUGACCACCUCCACAACCACGGUAACCACCACGCCCAGCUGGGACCAAGGCCAAGACAGACCAGAAGAGGCGCAGCAGCCUUCCAGCCCCAUUCCUGUAACUGCGGUACAUAGUCCACGUGACACUUCAGUGAUUCCGGUUCCUCCCACUUCUGUCCUGCAAUGGUUUACCCAUAACUUGCACCGCCUUGCCAGGAACUUGACCAGAAACAACCAGAACACCCACCAGAACCACAGCCCGCUCCGACAGCUGGAGACUGUAAGAGAUCAAGCAGAGGGAGCAGAACGACGGGGAAGCAGAGAGGAAGAAGAUGUGGAACUUCUUAUCCCAGUUUCUGAUUCAGACUCAGCCUCUUCGUUUUCGCUGGUUAGCGAGAGCCGGCGACCUCUGCUGGAGUCAUACCCGUCCUCCACAACAAGCCAUGGGUUGCGCCGUCACUAUGGCAACAGUGGCCGAGGAUCCAGAGAUGGUCUUUGUGAACACUGUGGGAUGGUCCACACUGCCGUGAUCCCUGAUGCCUGCUUGGAGGUCAUGGGCAAGAUGGAGAGCAGCGAUGAUGAAUUGCUGCCGUUAUGCUAACGAUCAAACCUCAGCCGUGUGUUCUUUGUCCAAACUGUUAGUUCCUUCUGAUAACAAGUGUGGUGGUGAAACCUAAACCUGGAUCCACAUUCAGGACAUUUUCCUGGCUGUGGAACUGCUGAAAUGUUUCCAGCGUCCUUCCUGGUGAUGGUUUCAUGUUUGUGUUGGCGCCUCUGUGGGUCAUGUGACCUUUUUCAUGCCGUUGAGUUUUUGUACGUUCCGUCACCAAACAGUCGACCUCUGGUCACAUGUUUUGAGCCACCUUUUGGUGAAAACUGGUCUUCAGGCAAGAUCUGAUUUUAUUAGACAAGUUCCAGAUCCACAUUUUUAAACAAAUCAAGAACCUUUUUAGAAUAAAAGAAACUUUAAACUAGAAAGGUUAAAGUGUGAAAGGUUACAGCUUUUAAAUUUAAAAUUCCCGUCCACACUUACUGGUUCACCGCUAAAAUAGUUUUCUUUAGCUUUCUCCCAUUUUGAGGGUUUUCCUUACUGGCAGUUUAAAUAUGGAAACAGUAGGUGGCGCUGCUCUUCUUUUCUACCCGAGAGAGUUUGCGUCACAUUCAGUUAUUCAUAGUCAUUAUUUUUGAACCAUCACUCUGAUUAUGAAGCUGGCCGGCUUCGUCAAAGCAUUCACUGUUGAUUUCUAACAUGUUGAAUUUACGAUGGCCUCACAUUCACUGAGAAAAAGCUCCUCAAGUGAAUAAAUGUGGCUUUAAUUUGCGAGUUUACUUGGAGAAAGAAAACAUUUCUCUGCUAACACAACUGACCUUUUGAUAGCUUUUCAUUGAAGUUCAUUUUCACAGUCGCCUCCUGUGAACAUUGAUGACUGUUGGUAUCCUCACUAACUUUCAGGUUCUGGUGACAGAAAAACUGUCAUCGUCCUGUCAGGGUACCGUUUGUGUCUGUAAGUCUAGACUCGGCUGUGAGCAGACUUCAAGGAGAGCUCUUCUUUUUUUAACCUGGGUCUUAAUUUUAGAUGUUUUUGGGUUGAACUGUUCACUUGCGCUAAAAAUUUUAAUCAGUCCAGUAUUGUGUUAGAAUGUUAACGCUGUCACAGGCCAAAACUCUCCCAGCAAACUUUGUCGCUGCCACCAAAUAGCCAAAAACAUCAGCUGUGUCAGACAUCACGGAUACGAUCCUGAUGGGGGUAAACAUGAACAAGUGGACCUCAGUAAAUGUAAAGAAUGUUUUUCAAACUGAUUAACCCCAAAACAUUAAUAUGACUGAGUUUGACUUGGAACUAAAAUCUUACCUGAUUCAUAGUGUGGACUACAAAUUCCAGAGUCCUUUUCUUCUCUCAAUUGGAUGGGGAAGCAUUGGAAGGAAAGUUAUUUGAAUGUCAUCUAACCAUGACCUUUGACCUAGGAGUCAGUGCAAAUCCUUGAUAAGCUUUAUCAAGUAUUUAUGAUCCUUGUUCCAGUUUUUGGAAACUUGUGUGACUAUUUAUUACCUUGUUGUCGUUUACUUGCAUGAUGACUUUCUUUGAGUGUGAAAACGGUUAAAGUUAAUUAUUAAAGUUUCAGAUGGACUUAAA